CAGCUCUUCGUAUGCUCUGAACCUUCAGCAUGCCGCCAUAAGAGCUUCGAACCACCUCGCGAUGCGCUCCCACUCCACAAUGCCGAGCUUUGCAUACAGUGGAGAGUGCGCACCGCGGGGUCUAGCACCUACAUAUGCAGUAGAUUCAGUGUGAUGAUGUCAGAGAUAACCUGCAAGGCAUAGUCCGAUGCCUGUUCCAGCCGAGAUCACUAUGUUGUCUCGUGCUGGAGCCUUGCCGUGGAUGCUUUCCGCGGCGCCCCUUACCCUGUCGCUUCAUAAUCCUGCAGCCAAAUUCGCUCGCUUUUCAAGUUUGAAGAUCUAUCCACACUACCUGUGCAGCCUCCAGAUACCUGCCGUGCAUGCCUUGGAAAAUAUGUCCGCUUGUCGCGCUCCAUCUGCCUUCGAUGUGUCAAGCUGCCGUGACAUGCUCGUAGAUCGUCUGUCUGUUGCCUCGGUUGAUAGUCGGUCUUGCCGGUGAAGAAGUUAAGAUUAGGCAACAAAAACAACUUGAUUGCUAUCUUAGGAUAUCAUCUCCUCCACUGUUCACGAGUCCUCCGCUUCCGUGAUUGUCGAUGGAGUCGGCCAUGGCAUGAUGCCUCGGACUCCUGCGCAUACCCGCGCAUGUGCCCCUACCCAACUGGAUACGAACUGGUUUCCUCCAGCAUACCAUUUACAUCAUAGAUCAAUACAAUCCAAUUGUAAUAUCACCACGUAUCCGUGCCGUCAAGUGAAUCUCGGCCUCCAAAUCGA
This is a messenger RNA of Paraphaeosphaeria sporulosa, 750 nucleotides long. RefSeq lists its product as uncharacterized. The transcript has 7 exons. The record is from RefSeq and is a predicted model, not a curated record. The coding region runs from base 212 to 478 and encodes 88 amino acids. Lineage: Eukaryota; Fungi; Ascomycota; Dothideomycetes; Pleosporales; Didymosphaeriaceae.